Molecule: messenger RNA, 1438 nt
Organism: Mus pahari (shrew mouse)
Lineage: Eukaryota; Metazoa; Chordata; Mammalia; Rodentia; Muridae
Gene: Hsd17b7
Product: hydroxysteroid 17-beta dehydrogenase 7
Exons: 9
Coding region: 71-1075 (334 amino acids)
Biological process (GO): cholesterol biosynthetic process
Cellular component (GO): endoplasmic reticulum membrane
Molecular function (GO): 3-beta-hydroxysteroid 3-dehydrogenase (NADP+) activity; estradiol 17-beta-dehydrogenase [NAD(P)+] activity; 5-alpha-androstane-3-beta,17-beta-diol dehydrogenase (NADP+) activity
Source: RefSeq, a predicted model, not a curated record
CGGAUCAAGGUUCAGGCUAAGCGCUGCUGAGAACCCCGGUGCAGAUCAACUUCGCUGCUGGGCGUGGAAGAUGCGGAAGGUGGUUUUGAUCACCGGGGCGAGCAGUGGCAUUGGGCUAGCCCUUUGCGGUCGGCUGCUGGCAGAAGACGAUGACCUUCACCUGUGUUUGGCGUGUAGGAACCCGAGCAAAGCAAGAGCCGUUCGAGAUACCCUGCUGGCCUCUCACCCCUCUGCCGAAGUUAGCAUCGUGCAGAUGGAUGUCAGCAGCCUGCAGUCAGUGGUCCGGGGUGCAGAGGAAGUCAAGCAAAAGUUUCAAAGAUUAGACUACUUAUAUCUGAAUGCUGGAAUCAUGCCUAAUCCCCAAUUCAACCUCAAGGCAUUUUUCUGUGGCAUCUUUUCAAGAAAUGUGAUUCAUAUGUUCUCCACAGCGGAAGGACUUUUAACUCAGGAUGACAAGGUCACUGCUGACGGGUUCCAGGAGGUGUUUGAAACCAAUCUCUUUGGCCACUUUAUCCUGAUUCGGGAACUGGAACCGCUUCUCUGCCAUGCGGACAACCCCUCUCAGCUCAUUUGGACGUCCUCUCGCAAUGCAAAGAAGGCUAACUUCAGUCUGGAGGACAUCCAGCAUACCAAAGGCCAGGAACCCUACAGCUCUUCCAAAUACGCUACCGACCUCCUGAAUGUGGCUUUGAACAGGAAUUUCAACCAGAAGGGUCUGUAUUCCAGUGUGAUGUGCCCAGGUCUCGUGAUGACCAAUCUGACGUUCGGAAUUCUGCCUCCCUUUAUCUGGACGUUGCUCCUACCAGUGAUGUGGCUUCUUCGCUUUUUUGCACAUGCGUUCACUGUGACGCCAUACAAUGGAGCAGAGGCACUGGUGUGGCUUUUCCACCAAAAACCAGAGUCUCUCAAUCCUCUGACCAAAUACCUGAGCGCCACCACGGGAUUCGGGACUAAUUACGUCAAGGGCCAAAAGAUGGACAUAGAUGAAGACACUGCUGAAAAAUUCUACAAGACCUUACUGGAGCUGGAAAAGCGCGUCAGGAUCACCAUUCAGAAAUCGGAUCACCCAAGCUGAUGGCGACGUUCCCUAGGGCACCCCGUCCGCACCUCCUGUACACCACGGCGCGCGUGGCUUUCCAUCGUGCUGCAAACCAUAAGUUUGCAGUAAACCAUAAGUCGUGAUGAUCUCUCCUCCUUCCUUUUACAAUGAUCUCCAAGACUGUGUGUGUGCACAUGUGUGCAGGCGUGCACACACAUGUGAGAAAGGAAUGACAAAGUAGAGGGACCAACUACAUACCCCUCCAGAGCAGUGUCCUGUUGGAACUGCUAGAGGUUUCCUGCAGAACAUCCUUGGAUACCUUUCUGCCUCCCGGAGCCCAGUAGUUUUGACUUGUAUGAUGGGAGCACAGUACUUCCAGAAGCUUUAAUCUCAGCAAGG